AUGACUGUGUCUGCUCUACCCAGUGCCACAGUGAGUACCUCUCCUCAGGGUCUCCUCUACUCUGGAGAGACAGUCACUCUGCAGUGUGACAUACCAGACUACACAGAUUGGACGUACAACUGGUACAUAAACAACCAACCAGGUUCCAGUACACAUGGUAAAACCAUUACCAUCACUCUCCCCGACCAGGAUGGUCAGUACCAGUGCAUGGGGACCAGGACAGAUCGGCCCCAGAAGUCUCAACUCAGCAGAGCCCCUUCUAUCCAGUUUAUUGCUCUACCCACGGCCUCAGUGAGUAUCUCUCCUCAGGGUCCCCUCUACUCUGGAGAGACAGUCACUCUGCAGUGUGUCAUACCAGGCUACACAGACUGGAUGUACAACUGGUACAGAAACAACCAACAGUUUUCCAGUCAGACCAGUGAAACCAUCACCAUCUCUCUCCCUGACCAGACUGGUCAGUACCGGUGUCAGGGGACAAGGACAACGCGGCCCCAGUGGUCAAAUCUCAGCUCAUCUCUCCCCAUCAUCAUCACUGCUCUGCCUGAAACUACACUGACUGUAGAGCCAAACCCUGUGUUUCCUGGAGAGACAGUUACUCUGACGUGUUCAGUAGGGUCUGACAGUAUCUGGAGCUAUAAGUGGUACAAAGACAGGAAUGGUAAUGAGGUAUCCCAGUCUGUCAGACACACUAUUACAGGAGACACCCUCACCAUCAGUAGAGCUGCUGAGUCUGACCAGGGUCUCUACUUGUGUCAGGGACAGAGAAGAUCCAGACCCACAUCUUCACAACCAAGUACUGUUAUUACCCUCACUGUGAAUGCUCUGCCCACGGCCUCAGUGAGUAUCUCUCCUCAGGGUCUCUUCUACUCUGGAGAGACAGUCAGCAUGCAGUGUGACAUAUCAAUGUACACAGACUGGACGUACAGUUGGUUUAUAGGCAACAACUUCAAAUCCAGUACGCCUGGUCAAACCAUCACCACUCUGUCUAACCAGGCUGAUUAUCAGCCGUCGACUACACUGACUUUAGACAAGGAGGACGUAUUCACAGGAGACAGUGUGACACUGAGCUGUACUGUAAAAUCUUCUGGAUGGAAGUUUUACUGGUACAGACACAGACCAGACUCUAUACCAGUAACCACAACCUCUGAAUAUUCCUACACACUCAGCUGGGUCAGUGUCUCUGAUGGAGGACAGUACUGGUGCAGAGCUGGGAGAGGAGACCCAGUCUACUACACCCUGUACAGUGACCCAGUCCAGAUAAAUGUUACUGAGAGGCCUGUUACUUUUCUGACCCUUCAACCCAACUGGACCCAGAUAUUCAGUGGAGAAACAGUUACUAUGAGAUGUGACAUACAGGGAGGAGGAGACUCUGACUGGAACUACAGAUGGUAUAAGAAUAGUCAGUCAGUGAUCCCCUUUAACACAAAGCCUGAGUACAGAAUCAGUCCUGUCUACAUGUCUAACAGUGGUUCAUAUACCUGUGAGGGUGUCAAGGGAAACAAGAUCUCCAAGACCAGUGAUGCUGUACAACUGACUGUGUCUGAUAAACCCAAGGCUGUCCUGAGUAUCUCUCCUCAGUGGCUGAACCCUGGAGACUCAGUGACUCUGAGCUGUGAAGUUGGCAAGAUGUCUACAGGCUGGAGGUUCUCCUGGUACAGGACUGUUCCCUACAGAGCUGGGUUACCCUCUCUAUCAGACUCAUCAUACUCUGUAGAGCCCCUAUCUGACAGUAUUACUGGAACUACAGAGAGCUUCUACACCCUGAGUCCUGCUGGUCACACAGGAGGAUAUGUGUGUAGAGCUGGGAGAGGAGACCCAGUCUAUGACACACUCUACAGUUUGAUUCUGUCUCUCUUUGUUUCAGAUCUGCAUUCUUCAGUGUCUCUCAGAAUAAGUCCCAACACAACUCAACACUUUAGAUCAAAGUCUCUCUCACUGAGCUGUGAGGAGAAGGGGAACUCUACUGGAUGGAGACUGAUGAGAUACACAGAGAGAGGAGUAGAGUCAGGGUGUGUCUCCAACUGGGGAUCAAUAACAGGGUCUACAUGUACCAUCAGGUCCACAUACACAUGGUCCAGUGGAGUGUACUGGUGUGAGUCUGGAUCAGGAGAGUACAGUAAUGCUGUCAACAUCACAGUGCAUGCUGGUUAUGUGAUCCUGGAGAGCCCUGUUCAUCCCGUGACUGAAGGAGACUCUGUGACUCUGCGCUGCAAAUACUGGACAACCAGCUUAAACAUCAAGGCUGAUUUCUACAAAGAUGGAGUACUCAUCAAGAAUGAGACCACAGGAGAGAUGACCAUCCCUGCAGUAUCCAAGUCAGAUGAAGGAUUCUACAAAUGCAAAUACCCUGACAAGGGAGAAUCACCAGAGAGCUGGAUGACAGUGAGAGUCGUAGCUCUUGGAUCCUCUACAUCAGUCCUAGUAGGAGUGGUUGUGGGUCUGGUUGUUGCUGGUGUUCUACUGGUCAUUCUCCUCGUCCUGCUGUGGAGAUUUAAAAACGCCAAAGGAACCCCCAGACCCAGAGAACCAACCAGGACCCCCAACAGGACCAAGGAUCUACCCAGGGUCAGGAUCCUGAUGCUGGGUGGUGCUCACAUCUACGACACGAUCAAUCGCUCAGACAACAAUGAUAAUGGUACUGUAUAG
Messenger RNA from Salvelinus namaycush (lake trout), 2646 nucleotides. Its product is annotated as basement membrane-specific heparan sulfate proteoglycan core protein-like. Gene Ontology annotation, biological process: cell surface receptor signaling pathway. The coding region runs from base 1 to 2646 and encodes 881 amino acids. The transcript is spliced from 13 exons. NCBI's taxonomy places the organism in Eukaryota, Metazoa, Chordata, Actinopteri, Salmoniformes, Salmonidae. Gene Ontology annotation, molecular function: transmembrane signaling receptor activity. The record is from RefSeq and is a predicted model, not a curated record.